Messenger RNA from Panicum virgatum (switchgrass), 1760 nucleotides. RefSeq names its product probable cation transporter HKT7. Gene Ontology annotation, molecular function: monoatomic cation transmembrane transporter activity. Gene Ontology annotation, cellular component: plasma membrane. The coding region runs from base 4 to 1113 and encodes 369 amino acids. The record is from RefSeq and is a predicted model, not a curated record. NCBI's taxonomy places the organism in Eukaryota, Viridiplantae, Streptophyta, Magnoliopsida, Poales, Poaceae. The transcript has a single exon. Gene Ontology annotation, biological process: monoatomic cation transport; transmembrane transport.
AGCAUGUCUUAUCAGCUCUUGCACCGGUGCUCGGCGGCCGUCGUCGACAUUGCGGUGAGCCCUCUCGGGCACCUCAUCUACUUCGCCACCACGUCCUGCGCCGGGUGGGGGCUCCUCGCGGCGCUCACGGUGCGGGCGCCCAACCGGAGGCCCCGCGGCAUCGACAUGUUGUUCACCGCCGUGUCCGCCGCGACGGUCUCGAGCAUGUCCGCCGCCGAGAUGGAGGUGUUCUCCGACGGCCAGCUCGUGGUCCUCACCGUGCUCAUGCUCUCGGGAGGCGAGGUGUUCCUCUCGUUCCUGGGGCUCGUGUCCAAGCUAAUGAUUCUGAGAAACGACAGUUACCAGCCCGUUCCCGCAACCACGGAGGAUCCCCCGAGCCCGAGGCCGCCAGGAGAUGCGGAGGCGGAGGAUCCCCUGAGGCGAGGAUCCCCGGAGGCCAGCAGAAACGGUUACCAGCGCGUUCCCCCGACCGCGGAUCAUCCGGAUCCCCCGAGGCGACGAGAUGCGGUCUGCUCGCUGGUCUGCAUCGUGCUCGCUAUCCUCCUAGUGGCGAACGUCGGGGGCGCCGCCGCCGUCGCGGCGUACAUCUACGCGGCGCCCGGCGCGAGGUGGACGCUGAGCCGCAAGUCCCUUGGCGUGGGCAUCUUCGCGGUGUUCACGACGGUGUCCACGUUCGCCAACUGCGGGUUCGUGCCGACGAACGAGAACAUGAUGGUGUUCAGCCGGGACCUGCCGCUGCUGGUGCUGCUCGCGGCGCUGGCGCUGGUGGGCAACACGCUGUUCCCGCAGGUGCUGGCCGCCUGCGUGCACGUGGUGUGGCGGCUGCGGCCGGAGGAGCCGCCCGUGCCGAUGAUGAUUCCCGGGGAGACGACGGGGUACGACCACCUGCUCCCGCCGCUCCGGUGCCGGAUGCUGGCGGCGACGGUGGCCUUCUUCAUCGCCAUGCAGGCGGCGCUGCUGUGCGGGAUGGAGUGGGGCGGCGCGCUGCGGGGCCUGAGCGCGGUGGAGAAGGUGGUGAACGCGGUGUCCCUCGCUGUGAACUCCCGGCACACCGGCGAAUCCACCCUCGACCUGUCCACACUCGCGCCGGCCGUCGUCGUCCUCAUGAUGUGAGUGGCUCCAUACAUCUCUCACAUGUCUGUUUCAUGUUGUAGCUAGCAAUUCUAAGUAGAUCCAUGAAUCGCUUACACACUAGCUAGCUAGGUGCUCGAUGCGACCAGCAACACGAUGAGGCGAUCACGCCAUGGUGCAGUGCCAUGGCGACACGAUGAGGCGAUGAGCUAGCAGAGCGUGUCGGCGGCGAUGAUUGAGCGGCCUCGCCUUCUCGUGGAACGAAGGCCCGGUCCGGCCCGGAGACAGGAAGGUCGUGGCGGUGUAUCACUAUGAACAGUACAUGAAGAGGACCAUGAGCAGGUGGUAGGACCAUGACCUUAAUUAAUUCUACAAGCAUUGAUUGAUAGAUGUCGGCACAGGGACGCGCGUAUGUGCUUCGACGCCAAGGCGCUGCGUACUGCUGCUGCCUAGCUGCAGCAAACACACGCAGCUGUCUAGCAAACACACACAUUAGGAGCUUACUAUAGGUUAUUUUAUGUAACAGUAAAUGUGGAUAAUUUAUAUUAAAUUUUAGGGCUUACUUUAUGUUAUUUUCAUAAUUGCUGGGAUAGGUAAUUUAGACAUAAAUAUAUAGAAAGAUAUAUAUUUUACACUGUUUUUUUUCGUAAUGGUAGGCUUGGAGCUUUUUUACAAACUAUGAUAGACCU